UUUUGUUAUAUAUGGAGAACCUCCCUGUGGAAGUCAUUGGUAAUAUUCUUUCCCAUCUUGGAACUGCACGGCAUGUUGUUAUUGCCUCUGCAACAUGCCGGAAAUGGAGAGAAGCCUGCAGGAAACACCUCCAUACCCUGUGUUUCAACUCUGAUGCUUGGCCUCGUGAUCUCACCACUCGGCAGUUGGAGAUUCUCAUAACACAGACUAUAUUCCAAACUAUGGGUUUGCAGUGCCUUUCAGUCCAUAUGGACAGUGUCCAUGAAUUCUCGGCUGCUCCUGUGAUUGCUUGGCUUAUGUAUACUAGAGAAACCUUGCGGAGUCUAUCAUAUAAUGUCCGUACAACUCCAAAUGUAAACAUUCUGGACAUUUGUGGUCGGCAGAAGCUGGAGAUAUUGGAUCUGGACCACAAUGCUAUUACCGGGGUUGAACCAAGUUACCAGAGAUUUACUUGUCUCAAAUCCCUUUCCUUGAGACAUGUUAGUAUCUCAGCCUUGGAUCUGGGCCUACUGCUUGCUGCCUGCCCGAAAAUAGAAUCUUUGACACUUGACACAGUAGAGAUUGUAGUGUCAGAUUCACAAUCUACAAUGGAACUGAGCAGUCAAACACUUAAGUGGAUUUAUGCAAAAUCCGUAGGAGUGGAUAAGAUAGUACUGGAAGCAGAUAAUCUUGAAAGUUUGCACUUAAGUGCAUUAAACCUCGAUCUUUUUGAGCUGAUUGGAAAGGGUACCCUAAAACAUCUAAAGAUUGAUGAUGUCAGUGUCACUCAAUUGGACAUUGGCGAGAACACAGAUCAUCUGGAGGUUGUAGAUGUCAGCAAUUUUACAAUUGUGUGGCCUAAAUUCUACCUUAUGAUAUCGAGAUCAUCUAAACUGACAAGACUCCGGCUUUGGGGUGUGGUGUUUGAUGAUGAGGAUGAGAUUGUCGAUUCAGAAACUAUUGCUGUCUCCUUUCCACAGCUCAGACAUCUUUCAUUAAGUUAUGAAUUAAGGGAUGGAUUGCUCAAUCAUGGUCUGCAAGGCUCAUCACCAUUAGAGAAUGUGUUGAUAUUGGAACUGGGAUGGACAGUAAUAAGCGAGCACUUCGGACAAUGGGUUUUUGGGAUGAUUGAAAGAUGCCCAAACCUUAAGAAGUUAGUCAUCCAUGGUAUUCUUUCUGAGGCCAAAACUCGUGAAGAAUGCCAAACAUUGGCCACUUUUACCUCAUUCAUUGUUCAUCUCAUGAGGAAAUAUGUACAUGUUGAGGUGCAGUUUGAAUAUGAGUAAUCCAUAAGUGAUUUGAUCAGAGUUUGCAUCAUAAUUUCCCUCUGCCUGCAUAAGCACUAUGUGAACUGCAGAUGUGCUAUAUCAUUUGGUGACGGGCAUAUUUGACCAUGCUGUCAGCGCUGAUAUUGUUUUCUCCAAUGUGCGUCAAUGGUGAAGAAAAAAAAUAGCUGCCAUAAAAGUGGCUGAAGAAUUGUAUAUUAUUUGAAUAAGCUUGAGCAUGAGGAAAGAGUUAACCAGAUCAUUUUCUUACGUUGGAUGCUUGGAUUGCAUGCUUACUACUAGAGUGUCCAGAAUUGUUACAUUUAUCGUUAAUCCUCUUGGAGGCAUCAGAAGAUAUGAUCCAGAAAAUGCCCCUAAUUUGAAAUGUCAUAUUUCGCAAGAAUUUUCUUUAUCUAUUGCCACAUCAA
Messenger RNA from Elaeis guineensis (African oil palm), 1672 nucleotides. NCBI's taxonomy places the organism in Eukaryota, Viridiplantae, Streptophyta, Magnoliopsida, Arecales, Arecaceae. The record is from RefSeq and is a predicted model, not a curated record.